Molecule: messenger RNA, 1128 nt
Organism: Sodiomyces alkalinus F11
Lineage: Eukaryota; Fungi; Ascomycota; Sordariomycetes; Glomerellales; Plectosphaerellaceae
Exons: 4
Coding region: 1-1128 (375 amino acids)
Source: RefSeq, a predicted model, not a curated record
AUGUUGGGAGUUACAUGGAGGGAGAUCGAGCUCGAAGACCUUCAGAAGCUCUGCAGCUACGCUACGGCGUAUGGACGAUGCCCCUACGGCAAGGUCACGCUCAUCAAGGGCGGCGUCAGAUACCCAAGCGCCUUCUGCAAGGUACACUGCUGCAUAAAGAUUGACCAGGCUGCUUGUCAGGACAUGAGAACCAGCAGUAAUGGGUUCUGUCGAAGACAUCUUCAAUGCACUGGUCAAUUAAACGGCCAGCAAUCUCCCUAUUACGUCAAACGAUACGAACCCAGAGAAUACGCGUUCUGUUCCCAGUAUCAUAAUUGCAACCACACCGAUUGCAGAAACGAACGAUCCUAUACCGGCGAUGCAGACCUAAAGUACUGCAGCGAGCACCGCUGUUCCAUCGCCGGAUGCACCCACCCCAGGGAAGGUCCCGGUCUAUUCUGCGAGGGCCACACGUGCGAAGCCCCUAACUGCCUGGCCCCGGUGCCGGGGGGAGGGGACCCAGGCCAGCCAACGAGAUAUUGCGAGCGGCAUUGCAUAUGCCAGGAAAGCCAUUGCCAGAGGUUCGCCCAUGUCCGGGCGAGCGGCUCGUUGUCCUUGCACUGCGGGGCGCACUACUGCCACUGGGAAGGCUGCGACAAAGCACGCGAGUCCGAGGCGGGUUCCGGUGCCGAACACUGCAAGGAGCACACGUGUAUCGAACCGGGAUGUGCCAAGGGGAAGACCAAGGCGGAUGGGUACUUUUGCAAGAACCACGAGUGCGAAACCAAGGAGUGUCGGUUCCGGCGCUGGCUCGGUGAUUUCUGUCCGGCUCACCAAUGUGGGAAGCCCGGCUGUGACAAAGAGGCUACGACGAACCAUUACUGCGAGCUUCAUCUGACGUGUAGCUUGGUCGGAUGUAAUCGGUUUCGGAUGGUCGUCGGGGGAACCGUGUUGGACCGGUGCGAGGAGCGUGAGUUACCGGCGUAUUCCUCUCCCACAUCUGUUCGCGAUGCGGAGUGCCGGAGUGCGAAGCCCGAGCGGUUAACGAUAAGGACUUUUGCGUCAGCCACAUCUGCGAAUUUCAGGAUUGCAGCAGUGCGAGGUCGAUAUUCGGAGCUCUCUGCGAUAUGCAUAAGUGCAGCGUCUUGA